CCCCCUACUCUCACGGAUAUAUAACAAAACGCACGUGCUUCGUGCUGCCCCAGUAAAAAAUAUUGAUAUGAGAAAAUUUUGUUAUUUUUAAUUAACUAUUAAUUAUAAAAAUUAUAAAUAACAUGAUGCUUAGAAAAAUAAUAAGCAGUGGAUCAUAUCAAAAGAGAAUAAAAUUAAAAGCAUUUUUUAACGUGAUAAGGAAAAAUUCUUCCAAGAGUACAGAAAUUUCCUAUGAAAAAAGAAUAUUUUCUGGCAUUCAACCAACGGGAAAUGUACAUUUGGGUAAUUAUUUAGGAGCAAUUCAAAAUUGGAUUGAUUUACAAAAUUCCGGGCAAAAUGUCAUUUGGAGUAUUGUCGAUUUACAUGCCAUCACUUUACCACAGGAUCCAAAAGAAUUGGAAAAGAGUAUUUUUUCAAUGGCAGCAACAUUAUUGGCAUGUGGUGUUGAUCCUGAAAAAAGUAUAUUAUUCCAACAAUCAACAGUUCCAUUGCACACGGAAUUAAGUUGGAUUUUAUCAUCGAUUACAACAAUGGCAAAACUCAGUCGUUUACCACAAUUUAAAGAGAAAAGUAAAACAAUUAAAGAAAUACCCGUUGCAUUAUUUAAUUAUCCGGUGUUGCAAGCGGCCGAUAUUUUAAUUUACAAAGCAACACACGUUCCAGUUGGUGAAGAUCAAAUUCAACAUUUACAAUUAGCUCAAGAUUUAUCGAGGUUAUUUAAUCAAAAAUUCGGCGAUACUUUCCCGGUUCCACAAACAAUUAUAAAUGACGACGCUAAACGUAUAAAAUCUCUACGUGAUCCAACAAGUAAAAUGUCAAAAUCUUGCCCUGAUUCAAAAAGUCGAUUGGACUUAAUUGACAGUCCAGAUAUUUUAUUAAAUAAAAUAAAAAAGUCAAUAACUGAUUUUACAUCGCAAGUGACAUAUGAUCCAGAUAAUCGUCCGGGAGUUGCAAAUUUAAUAAAAAUUCAUUCAUUAAUCACGGGAAAAUCAUUUGAAGAAAUUUGCAACGAAGCAGAAGGAAUCGAUACUGGAAGAUAUAAAUUAAUGCUCGCCGAUGUUAUAAUUGAGAAAUUAAAUCCAAUUAGAGAAAAAAUUCAACAAUUAAAUGCCGAACCACAAUAUAUUGAAGAAAUAUUACGUGCCGGUGCAGAAAAAGCAUCGUCAAUUGCAAUUCCAAAUUUUUACGAUGUACGACAAAAAAUUGGAUUUAGCAAUAAAUUCAAAUUUCAAAUGAUUUAUUUUUAAAUGAUAAUUUUUAGUUUAAAAAAAAAAUGUAUAUAUUUUUAAUAUAAUAAUAAUAAUAAUAAUAAUAAUGAUAAUAAAAAAAUAUAAAUAAUAUAAUAUAUUGAUAACGAAAAACUUA
Molecule: messenger RNA, 1365 nt
Organism: Leptopilina boulardi
Lineage: Eukaryota; Metazoa; Arthropoda; Insecta; Hymenoptera; Figitidae
Gene: TrpRS-m
Product: tryptophan--tRNA ligase, mitochondrial
Exons: 6
Coding region: 123-1247 (374 amino acids)
Biological process (GO): mitochondrial tryptophanyl-tRNA aminoacylation
Cellular component (GO): mitochondrion; mitochondrial matrix
Molecular function (GO): tryptophan-tRNA ligase activity; ATP binding
Source: RefSeq, a predicted model, not a curated record